Molecule: messenger RNA, 918 nt
Organism: Necator americanus (New World hookworm)
Lineage: Eukaryota; Metazoa; Nematoda; Chromadorea; Rhabditida; Ancylostomatidae
Exons: 7
Coding region: 1-918 (305 amino acids)
Source: RefSeq, a predicted model, not a curated record
AUGAGCUGUGUGGCGUUUCAUUCGCAUCUUCUUCUCGGUUUAAUGAUUAUUCAUGCUACUAUAGUUAUGUACCUAUUCUUCUCCGAUAUGUACUUCAUAUUUCCAAUGAAAAAACUUAAUGAUAGUGUUAACGUUACGGAAUCGAUAGAGGAAGAAUUGGAUUUAAAUGCUUUAAAGGUGGCAACUGCAAUUGUGGUCCAUUUCCUCUGCAUUAUAGUCCUUUUUAUGUCAAUAUUGGCAAACAAUGUGAGAACUUUAGCACGAAAACUGCCUCCGGUUGUUAUUAGUGUAGCCCUAGUAUUCUUGUUCCUUUUCAACGCCGUCGGUUGUUUUUGUCUUUGGCUUCAUAAAAGUCCACAUAAACCAGGCGGCUUCUCUAAAACUGUGAGGGGUAGCUCGAUUUUAUCUUCAACAACACUAGGUCUAACAUUCACCAUAUCAGUGCUAUACUGUAUACGCCCUCCAGCACAUGAAUCACUCAAAGUCCCUCCCAAAAACGUAAGUUUGGGAAACAAAAGAAGCGAAGGAAAAGCGAAAGGGAGAAGUGGGACGCCGGGAGAACUCUUGGUGAAGCCUAAGGACGGCUCUCCAGAAAUGAAAACAGCGGCAGGUUCCCUGGAACCGAAACCAGAACCAGCUCCAGCACCACCUCCACCUCCACCGCCACUACCAGCCCCAGCACUAUUCCCUUCGCCACCAGCUCCACUUCUUCCUCCAUUUCCACCUCCACCUCCACCUCCACCUCCACCACCACCUCCACCUCCGCCUCCACCUCCACCUCCACCUCCAGCUCCAGCUCCAGCUCCAGCUCCAGCUCCAGCUGAAGCAGCGGAUAAGAAACCAACCGAUGGAGAAGGGCUGUACGAAAAUUUGGAAGUUCCUCCUCCUGAAAUGCUUCCUCCACCACCACCUACUUAG